Aquila chrysaetos chrysaetos is the source of this 3015-nucleotide messenger RNA. RefSeq names its product pre-mRNA processing factor 3 (gene PRPF3). Lineage: Eukaryota; Metazoa; Chordata; Aves; Accipitriformes; Accipitridae. Gene Ontology annotation, biological process: mRNA splicing, via spliceosome. The record is from RefSeq and is a predicted model, not a curated record. Gene Ontology annotation, cellular component: U4/U6 x U5 tri-snRNP complex. The transcript has 16 exons. Bases 840 to 2894 code for a protein of 684 amino acids.
CCAGGAGUCCCUGAGGGCGCUCGGGGCGCUGAUGGAGGCGUUCCUUACGGACUGGGUUUGCUCUCCCGAUAUUCUGAGCAGAACGCCAUUAAACCUGUUGCGCUCCUCUGCCAGUCCUUAUUAGAUUACAGAAGUUGAAGAUUAAUAUAGAAGUUAAAACAAGCCCUAAUUAUAUAAGUUCUGUGUUUAAUAGCAUAUGUGCAUGAAGCCAUCGAUGCGUCAGCGUAGUAAUUAAUUAUUUCCACUUGUUUUGAACCUCUGGCUUUGUCCCGAAGCAUUAUGUACUGCAAAGUCAGAACUUACAGGUGAAAUUCUGUAAUGAUGUUGUUUCGGGCUGUAUUUGAUGCUACUUUUGAAUAUAUCUGUCAGAAACCUGCUGUAAAAAGUAGCAGGCCAUGGAGAUUUUCAGGCAUUUGGCUGCAGAGAGGGAAGGGCUCUCCAGGGAGAGCGUGAGUCCCCUCAUCGCUGCUUUAAACCUGUAGAUUUGCUUCUCUUGGCUGCUGUUCACAGACCCUAAAUCAUUAGAACUAAUGCCCGGGCUCUUAACUCGCAGUUUCAGGAAUGAUAACUGUAUUUGAUGGGAUUUCUGUUAAAAUAGACCCACAUUAAUGUCAAGGCUCUGCUGGUCUUUUCGUGUGGGGAAGAAAUGCCGAGGUCAAACAUAUUUCCUUAAGAAGAUUUUCUCCUGUUUCCAGAUAAAGGAGACUUGGUUUCCAAAUCAGAUUAGGGCCCAGGCACGUAAUUAAACGUUAUUGCGUCUGCAGACUGUGACUGACAGUGUGAGAACUGCUAACGAUUAACGGUACAAGCAAAAUAAUUCAAUUCAGCUCCUGGCAAAGAUGUCACUCUCCAAAAGGGAAUUGGAUGAGCUGAAACCAUGGAUCGAGAAAACAGUGAAGCGAGUCCUGGGGUUCUCGGAGCCCACUGUGGUCACCGCAGCGCUGAACUGCGUCGGGAAGGGCAUGGACAAAAAGAAAGCAGCUGACCACCUCAAACCCUUUCUUGACGAUUCCACCCUGCGAUUUGUGGACAAGCUCUUUGAAGCAGUGGAGGAAGGCCGAAGCUCCAGGCACUCCAAAUCCAACAGCGACCGGAACCGGAAGCGAGAGCUGAAGGAUGUGUUUGGCGAUGACUCUGAGGUAUCCAAGGAAUCUUCUGGCGUCAAGAAGCGGCGCAUACCGCGAUUCGAGGAAGUGGAGGAUGAGCCUGAGGUCAUUCCAGGCCCACCAUCAGAGAGCCCUGGGAUGCUGACCAAGCUACAGAUCAAACAGAUGAUGGAGGCAGCCACACGGCAGAUUGAAGAGAGGAAAAAGCAGCUGAGUUUUAUCAGUCCUCCGACACCACAGCCAAAAAUUUCUUCUUCAUCCCAAUCGGAACGUCUCCCCAUUGGCAACACGAUCCAGCCCUCCCAGGCAGCAACAUUCAUGAAUGAUGCCAUUGAGAAGGCCAGGAAGGCUGCAGAGCUGCAGGCCCGUAUCCAGGCUCAGCUGGCCUUGAAACCGGGGCUCAUUGGCAACGCCAACAUGGUGGGGCUGGCCAACCUGCACGCAAUGGGGAUCGCGCCGCCGAAAGUGGAGCUGAAGGAUCAGACAAAGCCAACGCCACUGAUCUUGGAUGAGCAAGGCCGAACUGUUGAUGCGACUGGUAAAGAGAUUGAGUUGACUCACCGCAUGCCAACCCUAAAAGCAAACAUCAGAGCUGUGAAGAGAGAGCAGUUCAAACAACAGCUUAAAGAAAAGCCCUCGGAAGAUAUGGAGUCGAACACUUACUUUGACCCCCGGGUCUCCAUAACCCCAGCCCAGCGUCAGAAACGCACCUUUAAGUUCCAUGAAAAAGGCAAAUUUGAGAAAAUUGCCCAGAGGUUGCGAACGAAGGCUCAACUAGAAAAACUGCAGGCAGAGAUCUCGCAGGCUGCCAGGAAGACGGGGAUACACACUUCCACCAAGUUGGCUCUUAUUACCCCAAAGAAGGAGCUGAAAGAGGGGGAGAUCCCAGAGAUAGAGUGGUGGGACUCCUACAUCAUCCCUAAUGGCCUUGACUUAAAAGGUGGAACAUCUUCAAAGAGAGACGAGUACUUCGGGAUCACAAACCUCGUGGAGCACCCAGCGCAGCUCAACCCGCCAGUGGACAGUGACACACCAGUGACCUUGGGUGUUUAUUUAACUAAGAAAGAGCAGAAGAAAUUACGGCGACAGACUCGGAGAGAAGCCCAGAAGGAGCUGCAAGAGAAAGUCAGGCUGGGCCUGAUGCCACCGCCAGAGCCCAAAGUAAGAAUUUCAAACUUGAUGCGAGUACUGGGGACAGAAGCUGUUCAGGACCCAACAAAAGUCGAAGCUCACGUUAGAGCGCAGAUGGCAAAGAGACAGAAAGCUCAUGAAGAAGCAAAUGCUGCGAGAAAGCUCACAGCAGAACAGCGAAAAGCGAAGAAGGUUAAAAAGCUGAAAGAAGACGUGUCACAGGGAGUUCACAUAGCUGUGUACAGGGUCAGAAACUUGAGCAAUCCAGCAAAAAAAUUCAAAAUAGAGGCGAACGCUGGCCAGCUGUACUUAACAGGCGUGGUGGUUUUACACAAAGAUGUCAACGUGGUCGUGGUAGAAGGAGGUCCGAAAGCACAGAAGAAAUUCAAACGUCUUAUGCUUCACCGAAUAAAAUGGGAUGAGCAAACAUCAAACACAAAGGGAGAGGAUGAUGAUGAGUCCGACGAGGAGUCUGUUAAGAAAACAAACAAAUGCUCUCUGGUUUGGGAGGGCACAGCGAAAGACCGCAGCUUUGGCGAAAUGAAGUUUAAGCAGUGCCCCACGGAGAACAUGGCACGGGAGCACUUUAAGAAGCACGGCGCGGAGCAUUACUGGGACCUGGCCCUCAGCGAGUCCGUGCUGGAGUCCACAGACUGAGGUGAGGGGGCUGCUAGUGCCCCCCUCCUCACACCACAACCCCUCCUCCAGAUCUCAGACAGACCCCUCCUCUCCUUGCUCUCCUCAGCACACCGAUUAAAGUCAUAUUUUUUAAAACAAA